Didymosphaeria variabile is the source of this 807-nucleotide messenger RNA. RefSeq lists its product as uncharacterized. The record is from RefSeq and is a predicted model, not a curated record. NCBI's taxonomy places the organism in Eukaryota, Fungi, Ascomycota, Dothideomycetes, Pleosporales, Didymosphaeriaceae. The transcript has 2 exons. Bases 1 to 807 code for a protein of 268 amino acids.
AUGACCUCGAAACUCGUUCCGUCGAAUCCCGCCGAGGUGAUGGUAAUCCGCGACGUCGUUCCGCGUACCAUCACCACCCUCUCCGUUCCCUUCGCUCGCUUCGGCCGCAUAAAGGUCGGCGGACGAGGCACGAUCGUUCGCCUCCAGAACGGUUCCCUCGCCGUCUUCUCCCCUGUCGCGCUGACGGAGGAGGUCAAGCAAAAGGUCGCUGAGCUAGGCGAAGUGAAAUACAUCACAGCGCUUGACAUCGAGCACCAUAUCUUCCUCGGCCCUUGGUACGCCGCCUACCCCAACGCGAAGGUCCUCGGCCCCGAAGGCCUCCCCGAGAAGCGCAAGUCCCAGAAGAACGAAGACGUCCCCUUCGCCCACGUCUUCACAAAGGACAAACCCAUAACUUCCAUCGACCCCGACUUCGACCGUGAAUUCGAAUGGGAAUACGUCCCUGCGCAUCAAAACAAAGAAAUCGUAUUCAACCACAAGCCCACGCGCACACUCAUCGAGGCAGACCUGAUGUUCAAUUAUCCGAGCACGGAGCAGUAUAGUAGGACUGGGGAGAGCGCGACCACCGGGGUCUUCACAAAGAUCUUUGGGUCGCUGACGAAUACGCAAGGCGCAGCGCAGAAGAAGGCGAUUUGGUAUGGAAUUAGUAGCGGGGACAGGACGGGAUUCGCAAGAAGCGUGAGCAAGAUUCACAAGUGGGAUUUCGACAGGAUCAUUCCCUGUCACGGAGACGUUAUUGAGAAUGGUGGGAAGGGAAUCUUUGAGAGGGUCAUGGAGUGGCAUUUGGAUUUGGCGAAGAAGGGAUAG